This is a messenger RNA of Tuber melanosporum (Perigord truffle), 2513 nucleotides long. RefSeq lists its product as uncharacterized. Gene Ontology annotation, cellular component: nucleus. Lineage: Eukaryota; Fungi; Ascomycota; Pezizomycetes; Pezizales; Tuberaceae. The record is from RefSeq and is a predicted model, not a curated record. The coding region runs from base 1 to 1809 and encodes 602 amino acids. The transcript has a single exon.
AUGGCAUCCCAAUUUUCAGGCACGAACGGGACCGAUAUUAAAACCUCCGCUGCUCCCGCCGGAUCAUCAAAAACCCUACCACCAUUAUCCACAAAAUCCCCAACCCUAACGCCUCAAGGACAACUCACUGGAGCAGCAAUAUUAAACCGACAACGAAGCACCUCACCAAAGACCAUGUCAACGGAACACAAGAACACUCCCACCACAACCACCACCACCCCCGCCGCCAACGAACUGCCAAAACAGUCGCCGAAUCCCGCAGCACUUCUAACUGCUGGUUUUGGGAUGAGUGCUCCCACGGAUGUACCUAAGGAGGAGCCUACUCCCUCCCGGGAACUAGGCAGUCUACCCGGCGUUGCGGCAGCAGCUGCAGCAAUGGAAGAGCGCGAGUCCCCGACAGCAACCACUAUGUCAGGAACAGACAGUGCGGGUCUUACUACAGCAGCACCACCACAGGUCACUACCCCACUUUUGCUACAAGAGCAGUACCCACCACUCCAACCUCAACCUCCUCCACAAACCCAGACGCAGCAACCGCGGGAUCAAAAAGACACGGGCACUCCCGGAACCUCACAAUACGGCCAUAAUCCGACCACGCCGGUAACCCCCUUCAGCCCCUCCGGCUCCAGCGCUGGUGCCCGGGGAAAGCAUACCUGUUCACAUUGCCUGAAGACGUUCACGCGCCACCACAAUCUCAAAUCACACCUGCUCACACACGCUCACGAGAAGCCAUACCUGUGUACAACCUGCCAAGCGCGUUUCCGCCGCCUGCACGAUCUAAAGCGGCAUUCGAAGCUUCAUACCGGCGAGCGACCGCACGUGUGCAACAAAUGUGGGCGGAGGUUCGCCCGUGGGGAUGCGUUGGCGAGACAUGCCAGGGGUGAAGGCGGAUGCGCGGGGAGGAGAGGGAGUAUGAGUGGGUUGAAUGAGGAUGGGAGUAUGGGCGUUGGUGGGGAGCGUGAAGAUGACAUUGGUGAUUUGGAGGGCUUGAUGGAUGAUCCGGAUGGGGAUGUUAUGAUGGAUGAUGUUGGGUCUCCUGCCGGGACGGGCGGUAAUGCGGCCGCAGGGGGAGGAAGACGCAGACAGUCACUACCCUCCCUCCGCACAGAUCUACCAAAUACCCCUAUGACUCCCGCGAGCGCAUAUACCACCGCUGCGACACCUCUGAACCCGAACAGCAGCACAUCGACUGCCUCCUCUUCAGCAACUCUAACAGGCCGCCACCCCCAUCACCUUCACCACCACCACCCACACCAUCAUCCGCACCACAACACGUACCCGCCGCCUAGCGCCCGCUCUUUAGCUGCCGUCUCGGCAACUACAAAUCCCCAAUCAGCUACGUCCACUACUUCAUCCUCAACCCCCGGCCAAACCGCACUCUCGGCAUCAGCCCCCAGCCCCCCACUCUUUUCUUCUGGCAUCUCUUUCAACAGGACUCCCGCUCCCGUCACAACUCCUACCCCUUCUUCAGCCACUGCCGCUCCCACCACCACCGCCGCUACCGCCACCAGCAACACGGUGCUCUCCCCAGCAGGCGUACUCACCGAUUCUCCAGGAGCAGUAAGCCCCGGAAUGACACGUGAGCGCACGCCAAGCUUUACUAGUUCGGGAGGUUUCCUGUCGCCGCCGGGACCGGUCAUGGCGAGUUCUGGUGCAGCAGGCGGGAGGACAAGCGGGACAGGGACGGCAGGCGGAGGUGUGGGGAGCAGUAAUGUUUUUGCGUCGGGGAUGGACGGUGUGUGGGCUUAUAUCCGUACUUUGGAAGAUAGGAUCCGGGUGUUGGAGGAGAGGGCUGGAAGUAGAGAAUAGGCACGUGAAUAUGCGGGCAUGCGGGGUGAUAAGGGAAGGGAUAAAAGUGACUUUUUUUACAUUAUUUUCUUUUUACAUUUUAUUUUUUUACUUUACUUCGGUCUGGAUGGAUCGGUGGAUCGAUGGAUCCUUUUCUCCUUCCCGUUUUCUAUUUCUUCGGUUUCGAAAGUAGUUUUGUUUCGACCUCUUUUCUCUUUACUUGUUAUUUUGUCUUGUUUGUUGUUUGUUUGGAUAUAGUUAGUCUCCCUCUCCUAACCCUUCAUCUCUCCCUCUCCAUGAACGAUUCACGAUAACUGACUGAUUUACUGGUUGAUUGACGCACGGAAGACUUCUACUACUGUUAUUUAUCACCGUUUGUACUUAGUUACUGACGCAGCGUAUGGAAGUUUUUUUUGGGGGGGGUUCGAUCCCUAUGGUUUUUUUUUUUCCUUGGUUGGUGGUGGUAGUUAGGUUGUCGUAUGAAUACUGAGUUUUACUAUUAUGGAUGCGAGAACGAGGGAUUGGGGGGUGGGGAGGGGGAGCUGUGUAUGCUAAAGAAAAGGAAAGUUCAAGGCAAGUGGUGGCUUUGAUAUUCUGUCGUUUGUUGUGGUCCGAAAGGGUUGGAGACUAUGGAAGCACCUGCAUUCCUGCUUCAGUUGUGGGUUCGGCGCAGGAUUGGCUUUUCUUGUAUAUUACUGGUACAUCAAACCGAGCUUUCCUUCGUU